AUGAACACCAACACAUAUGAGGGAGAAAUUUUGAGACAGCUUCGCGACGGCAAGUCUACGCUGGCAGGCUACCCUUUCAUCUGCCACUUGCUCGAUGACUUUGAGAUUGAAGGCCCAUACGGAAAGCACGCCUGUCUGAUAUUUUCUCUAAUGGUCGAGACACUGCGCAGUCUCGGGGCAUGGUUUGAAGAUUCUCUCGUGUCGUAUCCCAGCAUGCGACGAUUUACCAUUGAGCUUGCUCUGGCGCUUGAUUAUGCCAUGGCCAUGGCGUAG
Messenger RNA from Akanthomyces muscarius, 273 nucleotides. RefSeq lists its product as uncharacterized. The record is from RefSeq and is a predicted model, not a curated record. The transcript has 2 exons. Bases 1 to 273 code for a protein of 90 amino acids. Lineage: Eukaryota; Fungi; Ascomycota; Sordariomycetes; Hypocreales; Cordycipitaceae.